Drosophila albomicans is the source of this 790-nucleotide messenger RNA. Its product is annotated as ctenidin-3. The record is from RefSeq and is a predicted model, not a curated record. The coding region runs from base 16 to 696 and encodes 226 amino acids. The transcript has a single exon. NCBI's taxonomy places the organism in Eukaryota, Metazoa, Arthropoda, Insecta, Diptera, Drosophilidae.
GUUCAAAAAUUGAUAAUGAUGCUGAUGAUGAAGCCGAAGUCGAUAAUUAGAAAUAAAAGCAAAAGAAAACCGGCUGCCGAACUUAGUUCGGGGUUCCAAUUUAUCACAGCCACACAAUCAAACAGAUCAGUUUACGAGGUGCCGUUGCUCUACGUUCGCCUUACCUACGCAUCUGGUAUAAAUAGUUUGGGAUACUGUGAAUUGGUACAUCAGUUGAUCUGUUACCUGCUUUGCGUGCACAACACUCACGUUUCAACGAGCAAUAUGAAGACUUUGAUUGUGCUGGCACUUUUGGUGGCUGCCGCAUCGGCUCUGCCACAAUUUGGAUUCGGUGGUCCAGGCUUCGGUGGCCCUGGAUUCGGUGGCCCAGGAUUCGGUGGCCCAGGAUUUGGAGGUGGACCUGGAUUUGGAGGCGGCUUCGGCGGUCGUCCAGGAUUCGGCGGCGGCGGCUUCGGCGGUAACCCAUAUGGCGGCGGAUUCGGUGGCAACCCAUACGGCGGCGGAUUCGGUGGCGGCCCAUACCGUGGUGGUGGUGGAUUCGGUGGCGGCCGUGGUGGCGGUCGUGGUGGCGGCGGCGGAUCUGCAUCGGCCUCAGCCUCAUCCAGUGCUUCAGCUGCAGGUGGUGGUGGCGGUGGUGCUGCAUCAGCUUCAUCGUCCGCCUCCGCCUCCUCAAGUGGCGGUGGAUUCCGCGGCUAGGCUAUCAAAGCUGAUGCCUGGAGCAUCGAAACGAGAUUACAAAUAAAUUAAGUUUAAUUAUUAAUAAAAAGUCUGAAAACUACAAAAAAAAAAA